This is a messenger RNA of Oenanthe melanoleuca, 1480 nucleotides long. RefSeq names its product NOP2/Sun RNA methyltransferase 3 (gene NSUN3). Gene Ontology annotation, molecular function: methyltransferase activity. The transcript has 6 exons. The record is from RefSeq and is a predicted model, not a curated record. Gene Ontology annotation, cellular component: mitochondrial large ribosomal subunit. Lineage: Eukaryota; Metazoa; Chordata; Aves; Passeriformes; Muscicapidae. Gene Ontology annotation, biological process: rRNA methylation. Bases 51 to 1133 code for a protein of 360 amino acids.
GGGGCCGGGCUGGGCCGCCCCGCCCCGGGCAGCUCGGGCCGUGCGGGGCCAUGCGGGGCCCGGCGCUGCCGCUCGCCCGCCGGGCUGGGGCUGCGCUGGGGCUGGGCCGGGCCGGGCGGGACCCGGGGCAGCUGGAAAAGAAGGCGAAGGGGAAGCUGCAGAAGCAGAUCUGCCAGGUGGUCCUGGAGCACUUCGAGGAGCAGUACACGGCAGAACUGGGGGAUGCCUGGAGCAGUGUCAGGGAUGUGCUGACCUCUCCGUGGUGCUGGCAGCACGCCCUGCUGCUGAACAGGUUCAGCCAGAGCCCCGGGCUGGAGAGCAGCCUGGCUGAGCAGGGCUACCAGCCUGCCUUCCCUGCAGCCCUGCCCUACCUCCCUGCAGCCUUCAGGUGCUACAGCAGGCCAGCUCCUGGCAGAUUCCCUGCCCAGAAGCACCAGCCUGGCAGGCUGAAGGAUUACUACCUGCUGAAUGCUGCCUCCCUGCUGCCCGUGCUGGCCCUGGAGCUGGAGGAUGGGGAGGAUGUUCUGGAUCUCUGUGCUGCUCCAGGGGGCAAAGCUGUGGCUAUCCUGCAGUGUGCCUGUCCAGGUCAUUUUCACUGUAAUGAAUAUGAUGAUUUGAGGUCAAGAUGGUUGGAGCAGACAAUAGAAUCCUUCAUCCCAGAUCCUUUGAUUAACUUGAUAAGGGUCUCUAAACUGGAUGGUAGACAGAUUGGAGAUCUUCAGCCUGAAUUUUAUGACAAGGUACUGGUUGAUGCUCCUUGUUCAAAUGACAGAAGUUGGCUCUUCUCUGCUGACCCUCAGCAAGCUCUGCUCAGGCUCCUGCAAAGGAAGGAGUUGUCUUCCCUGCAAUUCCAGCUUCUAAGGUCUGCUGUUAAAGCCCUGCGUCCUGGCGGCUCCUUGGUCUAUUCCACGUGCACCCUCUCCAAGGCAGAAAACAGUGAUGUGAUCAACCUCAUCCUCAGCUCCUGCAGGAAUGUGAUGCCUGUGGAUAUAAGUGGGAUGGCCAGAGGUGUUUCCCAGGAGUUCAGUUUCCUCAGUGGAAUGCAGCAGCAUGAGCUGCUGGUUCUCCCAGAGAGAGGGAGAGCGUGGGGUCCCAUGUAUGUGGCUAAACUGAAGAAAGUGUCCUCCAGCUGAUGCCUGAUGGUUGUUUAUAAGCAGUCUAUGAUAAACUAAUUGUGAUUUAAAUACAGUGUGUGUUUAUGAACACAUUCAAGGCAACUGAAUUUAGUGUUGCAGUUUCCUGAUCAAAAUGAAGCAAGAAAUUUAACUUAACUUAAAAUACUGAACGUGCCUUCCAGCGUGGGCUUGUGAACCUCUGAGAAGUCCUUAGGAAGUCAAGGGAGCUUUGUAUUGUUUUCAAAUCCCUUUUAAAGGGAUUUGGAUUCUAAUGUGGUAGAGUUUUGCACUGCUUUUGGUUUUUUAUUGAUUAACUUGGUUCUAAUGCAGUAUGUUUUUAAAUAAAUGGUUUUCAGUGGUGUGAA